UCCACCGCCACUUGAUUCGAGGUGGGACGCCGUGAACAAGUUUCUCGAGAAUGAGGGUUCUUUCGGGCCUGGACACUUCAAGAGCUCAUACUUGCGAAGAAAGGGACGUUUGUGUGCGGACCAUACUCCCUUCCAGUUCAAUUGUUCACGAUCAUCGCAGCCAUCUGGACUAUGUCCCGAGAGAGUCAGCAUACGAGAAACUAUCGAAUCAGAGGUGGGACAAACGUAUUUCGGAGAAUUGCAGCUUUUCGGUCGAUUGAAUUUUCCCGCGCAAUUGCGCGGACGUUCCCUGAAAAGGAAAUCACCGUUCCAGGGGCUUCAGAACUCGGCAGUAUGCUUCAGAUACUCAAGGAUCUGCGGUCUCUCAAAUGUUUUGAUUACAGAGACAAGAUCUGGACCAUUAUCAUUCUUGCGAACGACUAUGACGUUCGCACCUUGCCGGUCGAUUAUCAAAGCCCCUGGGAGUCUGUCUACACAAAGGUAUGCCGCUGGCUUUGCAAUCGACAUCGCAAUCUAAGCUUUCUACAACUUGUCGAAACCAAAGCAAGGAAAAUGCAGCGAGGCACCGAUCAGAACAGACCGCAAGGACUCCCUUCGUGGGUCCCUUUGUUCCAUGUGGAGCCGCAUUUCCUGAAUACAUUCUAUCUGCCUCGGCAUAUCGUUCGUCCGAAGAGGAGCAAGAUCUACUAUGCAGGUGGGAGCAGUCAAGUCAUCUGUGAAGAAAUAGCUACUUCUGAGACGGUGUUCAAGUGUAAAGGACUGAAGAUCGGGGUCAUUACAGUCUUGUCAUACCCGGCAGGAAAUCUGGAGAAUGUAGGUACUGGAAUUGGUGAACGUGUCCUUCAUGGCGGAGAGUGGCAAGCAUUAGCUCGUACUCAUUGCACACCUCAUGACAUCUACCAGCCAACGAAGGAGAACGUCGAUCUGGCCUUCGAAAGACUCCGAACAGGCGAUCUGUUCCCUGAAAAUGCCAGGCGUUCUCGGGAGUCGGUCCCGACCGACUUGCCUCAACCCUCGAACUUCGCGGUCGCCUACGCAGAUCUAAGUUCAGGUAGCGACCAGAUAUUCAUUGAUGGUGAUGUCAGUGACAUUGGCAACCAUAUCAUCCGCGCGACCACACGACGAAGAAUGUUCAUCACGGACACAGGAUAUAUGGGGCUGACUCAUCAAUCGAAUCUCGUGGGGGAUGAGAUCUGGGUACUAAUGGGUGCCGACAUGCCUGUGACGCUUCAUCCAGUCUCAACAAACACACCGGGCCACUGCAUUGGUUCGGAGUGCAGGACUUUCGAGUUCAGAGGUGAAAGCUACGUCCACGGCAUCAUGGAUGGCGAGGCCUUAGUAGGUGCCAGAUGGAAAGAAGAUCCAGAUUGCCCAGAAGGCACAAGUUGGCUCGACGAUCUCGGACAAGAAUCCUGGCCCUUCUCUACCGAGGAGAUCGCUUUGAUCUGAGCGCACUUCUGCGACGUUUUGGAGUUACAUUGAUAUGUUAUGUGAUACCAACCAAAGGCUC
Exophiala viscosa is the source of this 1510-nucleotide messenger RNA. RefSeq lists its product as uncharacterized. The record is from RefSeq and is a predicted model, not a curated record. The transcript has a single exon. NCBI's taxonomy places the organism in Eukaryota, Fungi, Ascomycota, Eurotiomycetes, Chaetothyriales, Herpotrichiellaceae. The coding region runs from base 172 to 1449 and encodes 425 amino acids.